AUGCGGAGGAAAUACGCGCAGCCAGCACUCCCGACACUCUAUCUUCGCGACAAUAUUCUGUCCAUACCAGGAUAUACCUUCGAGAAGGCGCGUGCUAAUCCGCUCCUGCUCAGACUACCCUCGGUUGACAGCGAUAAACAGGCCGUACCAUGGGAGGACACGGGCAGCAUGACCGUGCUCGCGGAGGGCACGAGCUUGAAGGACGGCUCGAGUGUGCUCGCGAAGAUCGUACCCGCGCACUCGAACGCAUCAUUGUGUCUCGAGCGGGAAGUGCAUAUCCUGGAACGAAUGGCGACAACCCCGGAGUCGUCCAGCACCACUCUCCGGCUGAUCGACUUCUUCUCCAUCCCUCGGAGCAAUGGUGACUGUGUCGUGCUGCUCUUGAGUCACCCUGGCCUCAAUAUCCUGGGACGGUACUUUCCCUCACAUAAGGUCAACGAUCUGCUUCUAGGAGAUAUAUCGCGGACGCGUCCGCCGCCCUCGCACACAGACAUACUCAUGAUGGGCAUGGAGGAGCCAUAUACUGUCGAGGAGAUGGAGGCAAUCGAGAUCAUGGAUUUGGCAUCGUUCUUAGAGUUUGCUAUACAAGCUACGCACUGCUUAGAAAUGAUGCACAGGAAUGGACUGAUACACCGUGAAGUCCGUGCGAACGCGUUCCACCUCAAUGCACACAGCGGCUUGGUCCGGAUGGUGCACUUUGGGAACCGUGCUGUCUCGUUAGAGCAGUUCGGUGUCCCUUCUGCGUUCGUGCUCAGCGCCGACGCGUUCGAAGAGGCAAAGAAGUUGAAAGUAAAGGAAGCGCUGUGCUAUCUCGCCCCGGAGCAGACCGGUAGCAUGGAAGCCCUCAAUGAGGACCACAGGACAGAUCUCUACUCAUUAGGUAUAAUGUUUUGGACACUGCUGGUAGGUCGUGGCACGAUGCCAUUUGAGGGCGGCCCCCUGGAGCUCUUGCAUGCCGUCGUUCAAAAGAGACCGAUGCCGGUCCACGAAGUUCGCAGGGAUAUCCCGCAGGUAUUGGCACUCAUAAUUGACAAGUUGCUCUCGAAAAAUCCGGACAUGCGUUACCAGAGCGCUUAUGGCCUCAAGGCAGACCUACUGCAGUGCCAGCGAUUGCUCCUCCGUGCCGUAAUGGUCGUCUCGGACCAGUCAAUGGAGCUAAUUCCAUACUUCGACAUAGCUACCGACGACAGGUACAUGGAAUUCACUAUCCCGAGCCCUCUGUUCGGUCGGGAGAAGGAGCUUGAGACGAUCCGGAACAUCAUCCGGCACACAUCGACCUCGUACUCGCGCUAUAUCGGCGCCUCGCGGAACGCGAUCCUCGUCGGAAGCGACAGCGGCGGCACGACGAGUGUGCUAACGGAGGACCGUAGCGACUCGCGCUCGUCCCGGAGCGAGGGCUCGCCCACGCCGAUGUCCGCAAGCGACCCGAACAGCCCGAAGGUCGGGUCAAUCAGGGCGUCGGACACGUCGGGCACGCCAAUGAGCAUAAGCACUGGCGGUGUGACUGCCAGCGAUGGCUUGAGGAGGGUGGCGCUCGCCCCGUCGUCCGGUCGAGCGCGUACCCAUGCCGUCAUCAUUCUCGGUCCGCCAGGCGCCGGGAAGAGUUCGUUGGUGCUCGCGCACCAAGCUCGCUGGAGAUCGCAUGGCCUCUGGGGCCAAGCAAAGUUCUCUGACGUAGAGGCCGCGCCGUUCGCGUCCCUGCUCGCGUGCCUGUCGUCCGUCUUGCGCCAGCUAAUUGUGUUCCACACGGAUCUUCACAGCUUCGUGACUUCGCUCAAGAAGCAGCUGGGCCCGCAGCUCCGGAACGUGCCCCUGCUGUACGAGGGCGCGCCGGAGCUGCGGGACAUCCUUAGCUUGUUCGACAUCACAAUCGAGACACCGCCGGAGCCGCUGGAGGCGCACGAGCUCCGUGCGAGGUUUCAGAGCUUGUUUCAGAGCGUGUUUUCGGUGCUCGCGGAGACGCGACUGUUCGCGCUGUUCUUAGACGACUUGCAUGACGCGAGCGAAUCGUCACUUGAUCUAAUCAACGCGCUGGUGAAUUCGCGGACGCGCAUUCUUGUGUUCGCCACAGCUCGGUCAGACCAACCCGAGGCCGUAGAGAGGAUCCGAGCGACGUUCACGAGCAAGUCGACGACAUGGAUAAAUCUCGAACCACUCAGCUAUAGCUCAAUAGCAAACAUGGUUUCACGCACCCUGCACAGGCCGAAGGAUGAUUGCGCCAACCUGUCGAGGCUCGUACACGCCGCUUCGCUUGGCAAUGCCUUCUCUGCGCGGAACAUCCUGAUGACUUUGCAGCGACAGCAUCAUAUCACGUUCGUUUGGGAGAAGAACCACUGGGAAUAUGACAUCUCUGCGAUCGAGCCGAAUCUGCACGGCAACAAGAUGAUCGCAGAUCCCAGCGACUUGACGUUCUUACGGAACCAUUUCCGGGAGCUGCCCGAGGACGCCAAGAAGUUCCUUACAUGGGCUUCGUUCUUUGGCCCGACGUUCAAGGUAGCAGAGGUCGCGUUGCUCAUGGACUGGGAAGACUCGAGCGGGAGCAGCGGAAGCGAUGAGGAACAGGAAGAUAUGUGGAACGUCUCGAAGGCCGUAUCGAGGGUCUCGAGUCUGAACGAGGGUCAGUUGGGUCCUAGCGGUCGUGGGUCAAUGCGAGGAUUGCAGAUGGCGAUUGCGGAGGGGUGGCUCGUGCAGCGGGCGCGGGAUAUGUGCAGUUUCUCGCACGACCGAUAUCGACAGGCCACUCAAGCUGAGGCGGAACUGCUGCCUGCAGAAGUCAUCUCAAAGAUGUCGUUCAGAAUUAUUCUCAUGAUGUUGCACGAGUCUACGCCUGACGUUCAUCGUAUCACAGAACACGCGAAGAGGCACGUUCGCAUCUUUCCUUCUAGGGGCUUGGCUCACAUCGGACAUAGGUGUUUGCCCCUUCUGCGAGAGCACGCGAAGCGCGAUGAGCUCCUCCAGUUGUCCAUUGAUGCCGGCGACUCUGCUACGGCUCGUGGUGCUCAUGAGUUGGCCUUGCAAUCAUACAUCAAUGCCCAAUCGCUCUUGGAUGCUACGUCCUGGGCAUCCGAUCUUGACCGGACCACCUCGCUGAGCUUGAAGCUUGCUGAGCUGUACACAUGGAAAGGCGACUUCGCUACAUCGGACUAUCUCAUCACCGAGUGCUUGGACCGCGUUGAGGACCUCGAGAGCAAAGUCCGCAUGCUACGCAUUCGCUCGAAAAAUCACUGGAUGCGCGGAAACUACAAGGCUGCAUUAUCCGACACGUUGCAGGGUCUCCACUUUCUGGGUGUGGACGUCAAUUCCGCGCCAACUCGUCGAGAAGCGGAUCAGAUGUUCGAGCAGGUCAAGAACGAGAUUCUUGCUGUUGGUUUCGACGACAUCCUCGCUAUACCUCGCGCGAGAGAUUCUAGGACGGACCUAGCCAUUGCGUUGCUGAAUGACGCCGGUCAUAAUGCAUACUGGAGCUCUGGCGAGGGAUUUGCCGACAUCAUCGGCCUUACGCUGCUCACUGAAGUGCCGUCCAGAUCGGGCAUGUGCUCAGGGACUGCUCUCGGGUUCUUCUGGGCCCUUGGAGCGGCUGCUGAGCGGAGAGAACUGUAUCGAUUCUCCGCUGACUUGGGGAAACUAGCCCUGCGUAUUGCAGAUCAAUACGGAACCAGCUAUGAGAAGUGUCGUGCACUGGUGCUGUUCGCGUCCAUGGUGUCGGGGUUUGACAACGUGCAUAUUCGAGCCAACCUCACGCGUCUGGAAGAAGCUUUGAAGUAUGGCCAGAGCGCUGGUGACAAGAUAUAUACAAGCUUGGCGAGCAUUCAUCUCACCCAGACGAAGCUUUGGAUAUGUGAACAUGUCAGCGAAUUAGUGGUCAGGGCGGAAGAGUGCCUUGGCGACGUCUCGCAAUGGGCACCAAGUGGUGACAUGUCUAUCCUCGCACAAGGGGUUUUGAACUGUAUUCGUGCCAUCGGCGGUUAUACGUACGCUGAGUCUCCAGCCGCUGCGUUUGACACCGAAACGUUCAACGAAAGCGAAUACUUUGCCCGUGCUUCGGAAGCAUGUGGUACGCCUGAUGUGGCCUUGAGCUGGUACAUCGUCGUGGGGCUCUUCUGCCUGGGCUUUGCCAACGAAGCUGCUGCACUGGGUUUCUACGUCUACGAUAUGCGUGACAAACACCCAAAUCACAGACACACUCGUUAUUCCCUAUUUUUCCAUGCCAUGGCUAUGAUUCAAUGCAUUCGAGGUGGUGACCUAGAUUCGGAGACUCGUACCAAGUAUUUGAAGCAGAUCGAGCUUGAUCAGUCAUAUAUCAGAAAGUGGUUGUCGCCAAGCCCUGUCAACACCAGUGCAUGGAUAGCCCUCAUUGACGCGGAAAUGGCAUCGUUAAUCAACAGUCCCGAUGCCUUCAAGCUGUAUGACGUCGCGGUCAAACUUGCCGUUAACAACGACUGGUUGCUCGAGAGUGGCUGGGCCAUGUUUCUCGCGAGAAGCCAUUUCGUGCGUGCCGGCGUUGAAGGCUUGGGCGGCGAGCUUCAGCGACGAGGCAUUGCUCGUCAAGCACAGUGGGGUGCCCGCGGGAUAGUUAACUAUCUGUCGUCGUGUGUGGAUAGCCGGACUCAGUAUGCCCUCAAGCGGCAUGCUUUCACCUCCGAUGUAGCUGUCCAGACUGACAGUGCUAUCAUGACGUCCGACACUUCUCCAAGCACUUACGAGAGGAAAAUGGACCACUUCGAGGAGGACGAUCUCUCGUCUAUGAACGCUUCUGAUCUAGCAUCGAUCCUGAAAUGGAGCAAAGACAUCUCGAGUGAUAUCAACCUACCCAUGGCCCUUCAGCGACUCACAGAGAUUGCUACCGAGAACUCUGGUAGCCAAUACACCUGCGUAGUAAUCGCAAGGGAAGCGGGGGACUACACUGUUGCGACCAGUAUGACACCCCCAGAACCAUGUCAAGUCCAUGAGGAGUCAUUAUCUGUGCGCGAGAUCGCUGAUCCCCUCCGCAAGGUCAUCAUUCAACAUGCUCUCAACACCAAGGAGCGAGUGUAUUACGAAGACGUCUCCACCGAACCGCGCUUCUCAUCUGAGUCUCAACAAAGCCCGUAUCGUUCGGUCAUAUGCCUGCCUAUAUUCAGCAAUCGUGGGCAGACAUUCGGAGCGGUCUAUCUGGCCUCAAAAUACGCAUUCUCUCCGAACACGGUCACACUUUUGACGCUGCUGUGCCAACAAGCCAGUAUAGGUAUCUCAAAUGCACUGCUAUUCCGCUCGGUGCAAGCCGGUACGCGCGAGAACUUGAAGAUGAUCGCGGCACAAAGAGAUGCUCUAGAGGCUGCCAGGAAGAGUCGGGAGGAUGCGCUUAAAGCCACAAAGAUCAAGAGCAAUUUCCUGGCUUCCAUGAGCCACGAGCUGCGCACUCCUUUCAGCUCUUUCUACGGCUUACUCGACAUUCUGAGCGGUACAGAGCUAACACCAGGUCAGAGGGAGAUCGUACAAACCGCAAAACAGUCUUGCGAGUUGCUGUUGAAGAUUAUUGACUCCAUUCUGGACUAUAGCAAACUCGAGGCCUCAGCACUCAAGUUGGAAUAUUCCGGCUUCGCGGUCGAGAGUAUGGUAGCUGACUGUUUGGAGUUGCUCCUUCCAAUGGCGGCGAAGAAGCUAGACCUGUCGUACAACAUCGAGCCCGAUGUUCCUCCUUGGGUCGAGGCGGAUUACGCUCGCAUUCGUCAAGUUCUCAUGAACCUGAUCGGCAAUGCUGUCAAAUUCACAGCGAAAGGAUCCGUUCGUGUCAUUUGCUCUGUUGAUGACAGUGUCCCAGCGGUCAAGGGGGAGGUCAACCUGAAAUUCGUGAUACAGGACACAGGCAUCGGCUUGAGCUCAAGCGACGUUGAUCUCUUAUUUGUGCCAUUCCAACAAGCAGACAACUCGUCAACCAGACGAUUUGGAGGCACUGGGCUAGGCUUGUCCAUCUCACGGCAGCUAGUCAAGCUUAUGGGUGGCGCCAUCGGUGUCCAAUCGGAGCUGAGCGUUGGUUCUGUGUUCUGGUUCACCCUGCCCGUCAGGAUACAUGAAACCGAGGAAUCGCAACAGGCCUUGGCUGAGGUUUCACGCCUUCAAAAGCAGCUAUUAAGCGACCGUCCGCUGCGUGUUCUGCUCAGUUCUGCAUCCAGCGCAACUCAGGCUCUCCUGUGCACUAUGUUGAAGGGAUUCACUGUCUCGACCGUCUCAUCAACGCAGGAAGCAGAGGCAUACAUAUCCAAUGCCCAACCCCAAGACCCUGUGGACUUCGUCAUUUUGGAUGAUCAGUUGGAAACUCGCGUUGAUGACCUCACUCGAGUCUUACGGGCGUCGACCUUGCCAUCAUUGCAGGAGACAAAGAUUGUACACCUCUUCACCCCGACGACGGAUAAUCUUGCGGACCAUCCGAUUCUCAGACCUGGUGGCGAUGGGGCAACAGGCAUCAUUCGUGUCACCAAGCCACCUCGUCAAGCGCGGCUACUGCAGACUCUGGCUAGUCUCAAGAAUCUUCCUCUUCAGCCUCCCCUAGUGCCGGUGAUGAAUGAGUCUGCACUACGGGAGGAGGAAGCACUUGCGCGACAGACUUUGUAUGGCAACGUGCUCAUCGCCGAAGACAACCCCGUGGCGCAGAAGUUGCUCGUGACACAACUGAAGCGGUACCACCUGAAUGUAGUGGCCACGUCAAAUGGCGAAGAGGCCAUCACCGAGUGGGAGAAGCACGAGCCCGGUUAUUUCAGUGUCGCUCUCUUCGAUCACCAUAUGCCUAUAUGUGACGGCGUUGAGGCCUGUAAGCGGCUUCGCGUCACUGAGAACAAGCGAAAGGUUCCGAAACAGCUCCCAAUCAUUGCCCUUAGCGCAGACGCACAAGAGUCAACCAAGCAGCUGUGUCUCAGCUCUGGCAUGAACGGGUUCUUCACCAAACCGAUGAAGAGAGGUAAGCUCACGACGACCCUUGACGUGCUCUCGACUCACGAGUGA
Rhodofomes roseus is the source of this 6978-nucleotide messenger RNA. Its product is annotated as histidine kinase. The record is from RefSeq and is a predicted model, not a curated record. Gene Ontology annotation, molecular function: ATP binding; protein binding; phosphorelay sensor kinase activity. The coding region runs from base 1 to 6978 and encodes 2325 amino acids. Gene Ontology annotation, biological process: protein phosphorylation; phosphorelay signal transduction system. NCBI's taxonomy places the organism in Eukaryota, Fungi, Basidiomycota, Agaricomycetes, Polyporales, Fomitopsidaceae. The transcript has 54 exons.